UCUUUGACUCACGACUAUGUUCCCUUUGUUGACAUAUCCCCCAAACGUUCCGCAUAGCUCACAAAGGACACGAGAUUAGGCCUAUUGAACAAAGGAGAGGUGGGCAAUUUCCACGCGCACCUUGAAACCAGCUACUCCCUCACAAACCACCGUUGUCUGCACGAGUACACAUCAUGGUCAACGACGAAAGAGUGGGACGCCGGCGUUCCCAGAGUGAUGACAUUGAUAGACAAGAUGCGGUCUCUGAUUCCGGCACCCGCGCGCCGAUAGCUGCAGCGAACCCGAGACAGCGCAUCAGUCCUAGGCCGCCAGUUCCUUCAGCUUCGGCCGAGCCGGCGCAAGAUACCGCCCGACGGCUGGAUGCUCGAUCUUUACCGGCAGUCCUAGAAGAUAGCAACGCAGGAGGGUCAUGGUCGCAGUCGAGGCGUCGCUCACAUUCGCCGCCUAUACGUCGAAAGCUCGCAUUAUCGCCUCAUAUCGCCUCGAUCCACGAGCGCCUUCAAACCAGGAUCGAUUCUGUCCGUGCCGACGCACCGCACCCAGACCGACUCCGACGUGAGCUGACAGAACGUUUCGUACGCGAUCGUAAUGGCGUUCGUAGGGUUGACCACGAGUUCAAGGUAGACACUUUGUCAGAGGAAAGGAAGCAUCCAUGGGAAAGAAACCAGGACGGUCACGGGCUACAACACCGACGAGACAAGAACGGGCAAAUUCGGGCAUAUAAACAGCGAGCGCGGGGUGCCUCAGGCGAUGAAGAGUUGGACAAUGAUGCAAGAAUACGUCUGAGUGCCGAAGACCUGGAAGCGCUGGAGAUUGGCGAGAAUGGAAUGGAGCUCAAUGGCACUCUUUUACAGACUGAGGCCGAUGACACAAGCCCCCGCCCAGCAACCGAGAGAGCCUCCCGAGAUGCGACCAACCCAAUUCCUACGAUAUCAAUCGAUGGAAGGUCCCUACAGGGGUCGGAAUCAUUGCCACCACAACCGCAGGCAGUACAUAUCUCCGGCGGUCGAUCUCCGUCUUACGACGCUAGAGAUAGCUCGCCUUCACAUCGCGGCCCUAGCCAUCUUCCCGCGCAUGUAUCCGCCUUUGAAUACGCCAUGUCUCCGUUUCUACGAGCGCACCCUAGGUAUCUCGCUUGCCUGCAGCCGCCAUCUCCGUCAUCCGAGUCGAGUUUCACUUUCGGCCCUGCGUCGCCACGACGCCGGCCACCCGACCCCGACGAAAUCUCGGUAAACACUGAUGAACUGCGCCCUUCCACCCCUCCCGCCGACGGCAUCCCGCCGAUUGUAGAACACAAGAAGAGUCUACGAGUCCGCAUCAAAGUCCUGCGCAUACGCGUCGCGCUGAUGCGCUGCGCGGUCCUCGCGCGCGCGGCGUGGGAGCUCGAGCACAACCCAUGGAAGUCCGAGACUGCCGUGUACCGGGAGUAUUCGAAGAUGGGCAAGAUCGCAGAUGGCGCGCUCGACCUCGCGCGAGAGCUCAAGAGCGACGGUCUGCAGGCGCGGUGUCUGUACUGGAAAGGGCGCGCGUGCGGGGGAAAGAGGUACUGGGACGAAGCGGUUCCAGCGUUUCGGCAGGCGGAGCUACUGGAUACUAGGGAGGACGACGCUGGAGAAGGAGAAGCACAGUGCAGGCUCACCCGCACGGAGCGGCAGGAUCUCAAGUUCCUACUUGAGAGCGCGAAAGCGCGGGCAGAGAACGAGAAGGAAGAAAGGGAGCUUAGGUAUAGGAGGGAUGAGGAGAGAGCUUGGCAAAGGGCGGACUUGCUCGGCAGGGGUUUCGAGGAGGUGGUGCAGUGGAGCAGGAGUCCGCCGUGGCAUCCGGAUAUGGAGAGGAUAAUGCAGGGGUGGAUGGCGGAGAGGGGAGGUCAUGGACAGGAAGAAGGUGCGGAUGUAGCUAAUUCCGGCGGCGAGGAUGAAGAAGCCGGUGGGAUUGUCUGGAAUGCUGAGGCUCAGGAACAGUGGGUAUUGCGGCCCCUCACGAGGGAGGAGCGGUGGUACAUCGAGAAUGGGGGCCGGAUAUCCAAGAGAAUGGGGAAGAGGGAUCCUCGCGCAAUGGAUGAUCGGGAUUCUACGGGGCUCGGGGUUGCGGAUGUCUGUGUUAAGCCCUGAGCGAACUUGACUGGGAGGAGGUUAGAUUGGAUUGUACGAUGUGUCAGUUUGAAGUCGAGGUGUCAGGAAACUCUACGAAGGUCUCUAAGCUGAAUUUGCAGAUGGAACUAGAUAAUAUGGUAGACAGAGGGUUCGAAUACAUUCCGUUUCUUACUUAG
Trematosphaeria pertusa is the source of this 2269-nucleotide messenger RNA. RefSeq lists its product as uncharacterized. Lineage: Eukaryota; Fungi; Ascomycota; Dothideomycetes; Pleosporales; Trematosphaeriaceae. The coding region runs from base 174 to 2111 and encodes 645 amino acids. The record is from RefSeq and is a predicted model, not a curated record. The transcript has a single exon.